UAUUAGAUCAAUUAACUUUUUAUGUAUUAUUUGAAGCAUCACUUAUGCCUUUAUUUUUAUUAUGCUUUAAAUCUCCAUUAAGUGGAUCUAUUUUAUUAGCUGGUGUUGUACUUAAAUUAGCUAUUUUUGCUAUUUUACGUAUAGUAGGUGGUAUCAUGUUAGCAAUUGCUCAUGGAUUAGUAUCACCUGCUUUAUUUAUUUGUGUUGGAGGUACACCAUUAAGUGCUAACUUUAUUGGUGAAUUAUUAUCAUUUAUAGGAGCUUUAAAUAAAAAUGUAUUAGUUGGUGCAUUAGCUGUAUCAUCAGUAUUAUUAAGUGCUUGUUAUCAAAUGCGUUUAACUAAUCGUUUAACUGGUGGUUCAAAAUCACCUUAUUUACAUGUUACAUCUGAUUUAACUAAACGUGAAUCAUUAUUAUUAUGUUCAUUAUUAUUACCUACAUUAUAUAUGGGUGUUAGACCUGACUUUGUUAUUGAAUUAUUAGAUACAUCAGUAUCAUCAUUAUUAUUGCACUUAUAA
Messenger RNA from Babjeviella inositovora NRRL Y-12698, 518 nucleotides. RefSeq lists its product as uncharacterized. The transcript has 5 exons. Gene Ontology annotation, molecular function: ubiquinone binding; NADH dehydrogenase (ubiquinone) activity. The record is from RefSeq and is a predicted model, not a curated record. NCBI's taxonomy places the organism in Eukaryota, Fungi, Ascomycota, Pichiomycetes, Serinales. The annotation marks the transcript as partial. Gene Ontology annotation, biological process: electron transport coupled proton transport; ATP synthesis coupled electron transport; aerobic respiration.